UUUUAAAAAACAAGAGUAAUACAAUUUCUUAGUUUUAAAAGAUACCCCUCUUUAAAAUAAUAAUAAUAAUAUUAAUAAUAAAUACUUUUAGUUUUGAAAGAUACCCAUUUAAAAAAAUAUUAGUAAUAAAUAUAAAACUGAUAAUACCUAAACAAUCCUGAGACAGUAUUUUGCAUCAAAUGAUAAAGGAAAAUAAAUCAGGAGUUUUUUAAGAAAUAAGAAAAAAAACAAAGAAUAGUUUAGUAUUGGAUUUGAUGGGCUUAAAUAUGACUUCAUAUUUUACUAUCCGAGCUGUGAUCAACAGCGUGUUUCCUCUCUUAUUUAUGAAUCAUCACCAGCUGUGUGUUGCUGCUUCGCUGCGUCUGAACCAGAUCAACAUGUCGAUGUUUGGAGGUUAAAUCUCAGGAGCUCCCACGUUUAGAUCCCAGCAGCCUCUCUGUCUCCGACCGCCGACCAGCCGUCUCAUCAGCACGUUGAACGCUGAUUAAUGAUGAAUAACGAGGAGACAUCUGAUAGAGAUAAUAUAUCAGGCAGGAAGCUGAGCUCGUCGCUACAGGAAGAGAAUAUAUGAUAGUUUACUGACGUACUCUGACGUGUUAGAUGCAGUUUGUUGGAUAUUUUUCAUUCCCAGACGCUGCGUUUUGUUUUAAUAUAUCUGCCUUAAGGAGAAAUUGAAGUGUCCUUAACUUCAACCAGGUGAACAUAAGGGCUUGACGUGAAAGUUUACAGUAUUUGUUCCCAUCAUCUAAUAUUAUUAUUAAUAAUUUAAUACUUGAAUACUGUUAUUUUGUUUGGUAUAAUUGGCCUUUCUUUUCUUUAAACCUCAGAAGUCGUUGUUGACGAGUCAGCGUUCAUAUUUCUGCAUAUUGAGCUGUCUUUAUUUUAAGUUAGCAUGUUUGGAGCACAGACUGAAUAUAAAGAUGGCCGACACGACAGCUCCGUUAAAGUGAAGCCAAAACAUCUGGAUGGCCCCCUGGUGGCUGGCUGCAGUAAGCCCUGCCCCCCCCGUCCCCCUCUGUGUUAGCGGAUGGGUCAAACUAAAGAACUAAAAAGUUAAAUAAAGAUGGUUUCUGUUGUUAUAGGUAGUUCUGGGGUUUGUUCAUGUUUCUGAUCAGUUUGGUUUUAUUUACUUAUUUGACGCUAUAAAAAGGGGGCGGGACGUUCAUGAUGGACAGCUGUGAGUCUCUCUCGCUGACGAGCUGAUCGGCUCGUGAUUCGGGCGGGUGACCUCGAUACCGCGGCGGCUCCACCCCCUCAUGACGACGUCAACAUCUCCAGAUGUUAGCUUCCGUAUCGAUCCAUAGUUUGGCUUCAUUCUGUUGAGCGGGGGGGAAGUGGAGACGCGGCAGCCAUCUUUAGAGUCUGCGGCUCAGAGACAGAACCGUAAUGUGACCAACCAAUGAGACGCUGUGAUGUCUGCUACAGCGGAUAAAUGUUAACCAGCAGCUUAUUUACAAAGCCUGAUAUAUAUAUAUAUAUAUAUAUUAUAUAUGAUAUGAUAUUUCCAGUUAGCUCACUCUCUGGUUCUGUACCUGAACAACAGCUGCAGUUUGUUUUCUGUCUUACUGAAUGAGAACCUCGACUCCAAAGAACCCAGAGGUUGUUUCACUCCGUCAGCUCAGUGAUGCUGAGAGGGAUGAGACCCGCAUCAGUCCUCCAAACCCACUGGGGUCUUCACUUUAUACUCACUAACAGCUUCUAAACUGUAAUAUUAAUGCACUCGUACUGUUACAGUGGUUACCUAAAGUUUAACACCUGGACGGACUCGGAGCUGAUAUUUAACUGAUAUUUAAGGAGGAGGGCGACCGUAUCUUUAACCCACAGCUUCCUCAUCCUCACUGUACUGCAGCUCCAUCCUCAGUCUCUCAGGGUUAAUCUCCAGAGGUCUCCAGAGGUCAAUGAUGAACCUGCAUCCUGUCUCCCAGCCAGCAGGAGGCGACUCCUCCAGUUGUAUAGAAGAAGUCUGGCUGUAUUAUUCUGUCUGAGUAACGUUCGCUGACAACUACAGUUACCAGCUGUAAAUUAUUCAGCCUUUUUUACAACUUCAACUACAUGUUUUUAAUUGUUUUUAAAGAUUUACUUCAGAGGCGUGUUAUGUAAAUGUUACGCAAAACAACGUUACAUAAAAUGACGUUACGUAAAAUGACAUUACAUAAAACAACGUUACGUAAAACGACGUUACGUAAAACGACGUUACGUAAAACGACGUUACGUAAAACGACGUUACGUAAAACGACGUUACGUAAAACGACGUUACGUAAAAUGACGUUACGUAAAACGACGUUAAGCAAAACGACGUUACGUAAAACAACGUUACGUAAAACAACGUUACGUAAAACAACGUUACGUAAAACAAUGUUACCUAAAACAACUUUACCUGAAACAAUGUUACGUAAAACAACGUUACAUAAAACAAUGUUACCUAAAACAACUUUACCUGAAACAACAUUACGUAAAACAACGUUACGUAAAACAACGCUACGUAAAACUACGCUACGUAAAACUACGCUACGUAAAACAACGCUAUGUAAAACAUUACGUAAAACAACAUUACGUAAAACAACAUUACGUAAAACAACGUUACGUAAAACAACGUUACGUAAAACAACGUUACGUAAAACAACAUUACGUAAAACAAUGUUACGUAAAACGUUACAUAAAACAACGUCACGUAAAACAACGUUACGUAAAACAACGUUACGUAAAAUAACGUUACGUAAAAUAACGUUACGUAAAACAACGUUACGUAAAACAACGCUACGUAAAACAACGCUACGUAAAACAAGGUUACCUAAAACAAGGUUACCUAAAACAACGUUACAUAAAACAACGUUACAUAAAACAAUGUUAAGUAAAACAAUGUUAUAUAAAACAACUUUACCUAAAACAACUUUACCUAAAACAAUGUUACGUAAAACAACGUUACGUAAAACAAUGUUACGUAAAACAACGUUACAUAAAACAACGUUACCUAAAACAACGUUACCUAAAACAACGUUACGUAAAAUAACGUUACGUAAAACAACGUUACGUAAAACAACGUUACGUAAAACAACGUUACGUAAAACAACGUUACCUAAAACAACUUUACCUGAAACAACAUUACGUAAAACAACGCUACGUAAAACAACGUUACGUAAAACAACGCUACGUAAAACAACGCUACGUAAAACAUUACGUAAAACAACAUUACGUAAAACAACGUUACGUAAAACAACGCUACGUAAAACAACGCUACGUAAAACAAGCUUACCUAAAACAAGGUUACCUAAAACAACUUUACCUAAAACAAUGUUACGUAAAUCUGUUUGAGGUUGUUUUCGAAGGAUCACUUUGAUUUGUUAAUGAUUUCUGAUGUUAAUGUGCAUGACGGUGUGAUUUAAAGGAAGUACAGCGACGCGUUUUUCAGCUGUAUUUCACACAAGCGUCACUCUCCGGUGUUAAACACACACCAGUCAGUCAUCUGCAUAUAGACGGCAGCUGGUUGAUUAGUUGCAGACUGACUCUGAGUCUAAGAGAUGAAAAUAGAUUUUUGUUGAGAGGAUAUUUUUGUUGUGUUGUUCAGCAUCAUCAAUAGACUGUAAUCAUGUUAACUAUGUUUCAUAAGGAGACGGUAUAAACUACCGAGGUGUAUGAUGUCAUCACACCAGACUCCAUCACACUUUUUAAACCUUUUAGGAGCCAAUUAAACGUCAGCAGAGACGUUUCAGGACUCGACUGAGGACGUCUGCUGUGGUGAUAACACGGAGAAUCACCUAAACGCAUUCUGAGUCCGAAUUUCAAUAAAUAUUUGCAGAAAUUUG
Molecule: messenger RNA, 3803 nt
Organism: Sebastes umbrosus (honeycomb rockfish)
Lineage: Eukaryota; Metazoa; Chordata; Actinopteri; Perciformes; Sebastidae
Product: salivary glue protein Sgs-3-like
Exons: 2
Coding region: 2101-3312 (403 amino acids)
Biological process (GO): chromosome condensation
Molecular function (GO): DNA binding; structural constituent of chromatin
Source: RefSeq, a predicted model, not a curated record